This is a messenger RNA of Colletotrichum spaethianum, 1716 nucleotides long. RefSeq lists its product as uncharacterized. Gene Ontology annotation, molecular function: calcium ion binding. Lineage: Eukaryota; Fungi; Ascomycota; Sordariomycetes; Glomerellales; Glomerellaceae. The transcript has a single exon. The record is from RefSeq and is a predicted model, not a curated record. Bases 1 to 1716 code for a protein of 571 amino acids.
AUGGCAGUAUUCCCACAGUUCGAGCCGGACCCCAACACCACGUUAUUACAACAGUGCCAGUUCAUAAUUCACCGCAUCACUGUCCUCCUUGAGGAGCUAGAACAGCUCAAAGCUGCCAUUGAGAGACGCCCGGCAUCAGGCCACAAACCCCUAUCAUGGAACCAGGCCGUUCCGGGGCUUGGUGCCUUCGAACGGCUUAUCAUGUCCGAGAAGAAGCACUUGGAGAAGAUGUUCCAAUCAUACAAUGUGGACGCUAGCGAGCAGGUGGAUCUCGAGGAGCUCGACAGCAAGAUCCGGCUGAGGCUAGACGCAUCGAAUUACAAAUUCUACGAAACGGUGUGGGAGGUCACCAAGCGCUGCUCUGACCUUGCCGGGAUGCGGAGGGAAUUGUCCUAUAAGACGGAGCGCGGAAAGCCCAUCAACGCUGUGAUCGACCUCAUCGUCAACGGCGGCGCGGAUUGGAUCAAGGUCGUCACGACAACGGAGCGGAGGCUGUUCUAUGAAAUGGCCGAUGCUGGGUGGGAUUGGGAAGAAGACUUUACAGACGAGGGCGCAGACAGUGCGAUGCUGGAGAUCCUCCAGGACGAGACGGAGGACAGCAUCGAAGUCGCCAAGUUCGCAAGACACAUGGUCUCGGCGGCGCGGGUAUCAUACCAGGACUACCGUCGACCCCGGGUGCGUAUCCUCAUGUCGCGCAUCUCGGAAGGCGAGAAUGAGAUGGUCGACCACCUGCUCCGCCUCGUACGCAAGAUGGGCAGUGAGGAUGUCGAGCUUGUCGUCGAGACCGCCAACGGGCCGGAGGGGAUUCUCACGGAUCCGACGCCGCCGCUGGACGAGGCCAUCACGAACCUCAUCAACACGGACUACUUCAAAGACUUCACGGCGACGCUGAACGUGGACUGCUCCGUCUUCAUGGCGCUCUCGUCGGACUUCAGCCACAUGGCGAUCGGCCCGGACUCGGAGCUCUUGAGGUCGAAGCAGCACCGCAUCGAUGCGACGGACGAGGUGGAGAACGGGCCGAGGCUGGUGAACACGUUGUACCCCGCCAUGACUGGACGGAAGCUGGUGUGCACGAAGGAGGCGGCGGACACGUUUCUCAAGAUUGUGUACGAGAUUGGGACGGACUCGGAGCAGGCCCGGACUCGGAUCCUCUUUGAACAGGGCGGUGCGCAUACACCCGAAGCCGCCGAGGAAGACCGCCAGCGCCGGAUCGACGAGCUGCAGACGCUCUCGGCCUAUCCCGUUCCCCGAGGCCUCCGGCUCCCGAUCACGGUCAUAGGCAGCAUCUCCUGGGACGACGCGCAGCGCAUGGUCGCCCUCAACCAACUCCCCCAAGUCGCCCUUGCGGUGGGCCAAAAGGGGUCCGGACUGAACGCGAUGAACGUCAGCUCGUUCUUGUACGGGUGGAAGGCCGGCUUGACGACCAUCACGUCGAACUGGGAGGCGGCCAAGAGGUUGAGGACGGUGAUUGAGACGAACCGCGUCACGGGGACCGAGGUCGGGCCGCAUAUUUGGCGGAUCCCGUUUUCGCGAAAACUGCUCGCCAAGCCCAAGGUCCCGAAGGGCGAGGACGAUGGCGAAGGCGGUGGUCGGGCGGCGAGUCGACGGCUGAAGAGUCGACAGGAGCGGAGGGUCGAGAAGGAAAAGUCUCUGCAAAGUUGGAUCGCCUCCGAGAAGCCCGACGGGAAGAGGUCCGAAGACACUUGCCACGAAUGA